Molecule: messenger RNA, 1617 nt
Organism: Cyanistes caeruleus (blue tit)
Lineage: Eukaryota; Metazoa; Chordata; Aves; Passeriformes; Paridae
Source: RefSeq, a predicted model, not a curated record
AUGCGUGAGCAGGGUCCCUGAUGCUGCUGCUCCCACGCAGCUCCGGCACUGUGGUGUGGCUGCGGACCCUGAGCUGCCAUGGGGACCCUCGGGGACAGGCGGCUCCUGCUCUGCUGUGCCUUCUGGGGACUCUGCCUGGCCUCGGACUACGAUGAUUACUCUCAGAACAGCACCAGCGAGCAGGCCACCACAUCAGAGGUCACCCCGUGUCCCCGAGCCAUCCCGGGGGACCAGGCCACGGUCAACAACAUCACGUACCUGCUGAUCCCCGAGGCCACCCGUGCCCAGCUGGCCAGCACCGUCACCGUCCGGCUCAUCCCCAGCCUCUACAGCCUGGUGUUCGUGCUGGGGCUGCCGGCCAACGCGCUGGCCCUGUGGGUGCUGGCCACCAGGGCCGAGCGCCUCGCCUCCACCGUGUUCCUGAUGAACCUGGCCACCGCCGACCUGCUGCUCGUCUCCGUGCUGCCCUUCAAGAUCUCCUACUAUUUCCUGGGCAACCACUGGCCCUUUGGGGAAGGGCUGUGCCGCCUCAGCACGGCUCUCUUCUACGGGAACAUGUACUGCUCUGUGCUGCUGCUCACCUGCAUCAGCGUCGAUCGCUACCUGGCCGUGGCUCACCCCUUCUCGUCCCGCGCUUUCCGCACGCCGGGCCUGGCUGUGGCUACCUGUGCUGCCGUGUGGCUCUGCUCCGCUGCCCUGACCCUGCCCCUGACCCUGCAGCAGCAAUCCUACCCCCUGCUCGGGGCAGGCCUCACGCUGUGCCACGAUGUCCUGCCCCGCCACGAGAACGACGGCUUCUACUUUUAUUAUUUCGUGGUGCUGAUCGCCUGCGCCUUCCUGCUGCCGCUGCUGCUGCUGGUGCUGAGCUCGGCCGCGCUGCUGUGGGUCCUCCUGAGUGCGGGCAGCCGCUACUCGCACGCCGCCAAGCUCACGGCCCUCGUGGUCACCACCCUGGUGGUUUUCUAUGCCCCCAGCAACAUCCUCCUGCUGCUCCACUACUCCAGCCCCUGCUCCAGGCUGCAUGGCCGGCUGUACCUCAGCUACAUGGUCAGCCUGGCCCUCAGCACCUGCAACAGCUGCGCCGACCCCUUCGUCUACUACUACGUGUCUGAGGAUUUCCGGGAGAAGGUAGGAGAAGUCUUCAGGGGCAGCAAAAAAAUCAGCACUUCCCUAAAGACCUCCAAGGAAACGCUGCCCCGUUCCAAACAUUUUCUGCUGUGAGCCUCCAGCCCGGCUCGCUGCUCCCGGGGCACUCGUCGUGCACACAGCGGGGAUAAGAUGAAUUCAACACUGGAAUUCCACAAGUUUCACCCAGAGCAGCAUUUCCCAGGAGCCAAGUGCUUUUCCCUGUGUGCACAGAUAAGGCUGGAUAAACCCAGGCUGUGAGAUUCUCUGCCCAGACAAGGUGCUGAAUGCUGGACACACACAGCCUUUCCUGGGAUGCUGCCUGCAGCUUCUCAGCUGGUCACAGACCACCAGGGAUGUUCCUGCCCGUACACCUGGGUCUGGUGCUCCUAUCCUGACUGCUCUCUGCCUGCUGAUCCUGCUCCUGGCUUGUCCUUAAAUGCACAUUCCCUUCCCCUAAAUCUGAAAAAGAGCUAUCGUUGCAAAACCAAA